UUCCAUUUUUCAUUUCCCUCCAACUGCUAUCUCUUUCUCCGAACUCUUCUCUCAGAGAAAUCUGAAAUGUCUAGUCGUGGUCGCGGUCGCGGUCGUGGCAGUGGUGGUCGGCGAUCGGAGAAUCGUCCCGAUCAGCCUGCUCCUUCUCAACCAUUUCAGCAGGGAGGAGGAAGUGGUGGUGGUGGCCGAGGACGAGGGGGAAGGACUGGCGGUUAUGCUUCAACUCCUGUACCACCGCCAGUGGUUUCACAUGCUCCUGCUCCGAUGCCGCAACCUCCAAUUCCUUCGACUCCGGCGCCGGCACCGGCGCCGUCGUCGUCGACUGCUGGCCCUUCCACGGCUGCUUCGUUGAGCCGUGAAGUUGAGAAACUCACAUUGCAGGAUCCGGCGGCGACUGGGAGACUUCCGCCGGAAUCAUCGAAAUCUGUGAGGUUUCCGGUCAGGCCUGGCUACGGUAAGGUUGGGAGAAAGUGCGUAGUCAAGGCCAAUCAUUUUAUAGUUCAAGUUGCUGACAGAGAUCUGUGUCACUACGAUGUAUCUAUAAGUCCUGAGGUAACAUCCAAGAAAGUAAACCGUGACAUUAUUAACCAACUGGGUACUCUCUACCGUGCUUCUCAUUUGGGUAAUCUGAGAGUUGCCUAUGAUGGCCGGAAGUCUAUCUACACUGCUGGGGAGUUGCCAUUUUCCUCCAAAGAGUUUAUCAUUAAGUUGGUUGACAAUGAUAGACCAGCUGGAACCUCCAGGAGGGAACGUGAGUUUAAGGUCACUGUCAAGUUUGCAUCUAAGCCCGACCUACAUCACCUGCGACAGUUUUUGCAGAGCAGGCAACUUGAUGCUCCUCAAGAAACAAUUCAAGCACUGGAUGUUGCUCUCAGAGGAGCUCCGUCGGAACUGUAUACUGUCGUUGGGAGGUCCUUUUUUCACCCCACACUGGGUCGUCCUGGUGAGCUUGCCGAUGGCAUAAUGUAUUGGAAAGGGUACUAUCAAAGUUUGAGGCCAACUCAGUUGGGGCUUUCUCUCAACAUUGAUGUUUCAGCAAGGGCUUUCUAUGAACCCUUAAGGGUAACUGACUUUGUUAUCAAAAACUUUAAUGUGAGAGACGAUCUAAGGCCAUUGCAUGAUCAAGUCCGGCUCCAGCUAAAGAAAAAUUUGAGAGGGAUUAAAGUGGCAUGCAGUCAUCUGCAGAAUACGAGGACGUAUAAGAUUACUGGGGUGUCAACAGAACCAUUGAACAGAUUAAUGUUUACUCUUGAUGAUCAGGCGACACAGACUUCAGUUGCUGCUUAUUUUCAAGACAAGUACAGAAUCAAACUGAAAUAUGUGACAUGGCCUGCUCUGCAAGCAGGAAAUCCAGCAAAGCCUAUUUACUUGCCCAUGGAGGUUUGUACAAUUGUUGAGGGGCAAAGAUACACUAAGAAACUCAAUGAAAGGCAAGUAACAAAUCUACUGAGGGCUACCUGUCAACGGCCACAUGAAAGGGAAGGAAGCAUUCGGCAAAUUGUUCGGCAGAACAAUUACAGUGGUGACAAGCUUGUUGAGGAUUUUGGAAUUAGUGUUGCAAGUGAUAUGACAAUGGUCGAUGCUCGGGUUUUGCCCCCACCAUUGCUUUUAUACCAUGGUACUGGGAGGGAGGCUACUGAGCAACCUCGAUUCGGGCAAUGGAAUAUGAUCAAUAAAAAAAUGAUCAAUGGUGGCCGCAUAGAUACUUGGACAUGUGUGAACUUCUCACGGUACAGUUCCGAUAUACACGAUCGCUUUUGUGGGGCAUUAGUCGAUAUGUGCCUCAGUCGAGGAAUUGCCUUCAAUACUAGACCAGUUAUUCCCUGCCGCCCUUGGCAAGCUAAUCAAAUUGAGAGGGCCUUGAGAUCUGUUCAUGAGGAAUGCACGAAGAUACUUGGCAACAAACCACUGCAGUUGUUAAUAAUUAUCUUGCCUGAUUUUACUGGUUCAUAUGGGAUGAUCAAACGAAUUUGUGAAACUGAACUUGGAAUUGUUUCACAAUGCUGCCAGCCUAAACAGGCAGUAAAGCUCAAUAAGCAGUAUUUGGAGAAUCUUUCUCUUAAGAUUAAUAACAAGGUUGGCGGCCGGAACAGCGUGUUAAGUGAUGCUCUUAAUAGGAAAAUUCCUUUUGUGUCUGAUGUCCCUACGAUAAUCUUUGGCGCUGAUGUAACGCAUCCACAGCCUGGAGAGGAUUCAAGCCCUUCAAUAGCAGCCGUGGUUGCUUCGAUGGAUUGGCCUGAGAUAACCAAAUAUAGAGCGCUGGUCUCCGCACAGCAGCACCGUGAGGAGAUUAUCCAAGAUCUUUAUAAACUAACUAUGGAUGAUAAAAAGGGCAAAGUACAUGGUGGAAUGAUAAGGGAACAUUUAAUUUCUUUCAGAAGAGCAACUGGAGCCAAACCUCACCGGAUUAUAUUCUACAGAGAUGGUGUUAGUGAGGGACAAUUCAGUCAAGUGUUGCUUUACGAGAUGGAUGCUAUAAGAAAGGCUUGUUCUUCGCUAGAGGAAGGAUAUCUUCCUCGAGUUACGUUUGUUGUUGUUCAGAAAAGGCAUCAUACCCGCCUUUUCCCGGCUGAUUACAACAACCGUGAUUCGAUGGACAGGAGUGGCAACAUUCAACCAGGCACUGUUGUCGAUACCCAAAUCUGCCACCCAACUGAAUUCGACUUCUACCUCAACAGUCACGCUGGAAUUCAGGGAACCAGCCGUCCUACACAUUACCAUGUCUUGUUCGACGAGAACAAAUUCAAUGCCGAUGCCUUGCAAGUUCUCACAAACAAUCUCUGCUACACGUAUGCGCGGUGCACCAAAUCAGUGUCCAUUGUUCCUCCGGCCUAUUAUGCUCAUUUGGCUGCAUUUCGUGCUCGAUACUACAUCGAAGGAGAUGUUUCUGAAGACGCCUCUUCAGCAAGUGGUGGUAGAGCUGGUCCAAGAACGUACCGUCCCCUCCCGGUGAUCAAAGAUAACGUUAAAGAUGUGAUGUUCUAUGUCUAAGAUUCAAAUCUGUUUAUGGGAAAGAAUACUUAGUUCUUGGUAACUGUUCCAACUCUUUUGGUUUGGUUUGGUUUGGUUUGGACUUUGGAGGAGAAUGGGGAUUUACUUUUUGAUGGACUUUACUUGAAAUAGGUCAUUUGGUUUUUUUGAGAAAUUUCAAGUAUAUGGGUUUAUACACAACACAAGUGUGUUGACUGAAAAGUGUAGAGCCAUGAAAGUUUGUUUUUGCAUAGUCGAUAGUAGUGGUACAUAUAUGCUCUGCAAAUGUAAAGAGACCACAGGAACAAUAGUUUCUAACUCGAAUCUAUUUUGGCACUAAUGGUUUACAAGUUUGUUUAUAUA
Molecule: messenger RNA, 3333 nt
Organism: Humulus lupulus (European hop)
Lineage: Eukaryota; Viridiplantae; Streptophyta; Magnoliopsida; Rosales; Cannabaceae
Product: protein argonaute 5-like
Exons: 21
Coding region: 67-2991 (974 amino acids)
Biological process (GO): regulatory ncRNA-mediated post-transcriptional gene silencing
Cellular component (GO): cytoplasm
Molecular function (GO): RNA binding; protein binding
Source: RefSeq, a predicted model, not a curated record